Messenger RNA from Geodia barretti, 846 nucleotides. The record is from the annotation of a GenBank genome assembly. Lineage: Eukaryota; Metazoa; Porifera; Demospongiae; Tetractinellida; Geodiidae.
CCUCCUGAUAGCCACCUCGUCACUGCUCAAUUGGAGGGUUCUACCCUCACAGUGCACAGUACAACACCAUACACAGCCUCACCAGCUCCCUACUCCGUAUCCCCACUGGUUAUCUGGUGUAUGAUGGCCACACCCUAAAUCCACUCACCCUUCACUGGCACUCUCCUUUAUCUAACAAAUUGAAGAACGAUUUCUUUUUAAUUGCUGAAAUGGCCCAGGGAGGAAUUGACAAAAUCCACGUGGAAGAGAUGGAGAGAAAUAUUCCUCAAUUAAAUGAAAUUUCUCUUUUCCAUGCUGCUUGGGAUGGAGACCUUGAGAGGCUAAAUGGUGCUCUGCAAAAAGGGAUUCCAGUAGACUUUGUGUCACCUGAUGGAGGGAGUUCACUGGUGUAUGCAUCUAAGAAUGGACAUGUUGAGGUGGUGGACAAGUUAUUACAACAUGGAGCCACAGUAGACAUGCAUGAUGAGGAUGGGUGGAGUUCACUGGUGUAUGCAUCUCAGAAUGGACAUGUGGAGGUGGUGGACAAGUUAUUACAACAUGGAGCCACAGUAGACCUGCAGAGUAAGGAUGGAGCGAGUUCACUGAUGGCUGCAUCUCAGAAUGGACAUGUGGAGGUGGUGGACAAGCUAUUACAACAUGGAGCCACAGUAGACCUUCAGAGUAAGGAUGGAGUGAGUUCACUGAUGGCUGCAUCUCAGAAUGGACAUGUGGAGGUGGUGGACAAGUUAUUACAACAUGGAGCCACAGUAGACCUGCAUGAUGAGGUAAGAAGUCCAUAAUGCUGCUCGUGAAUGGGAGAAAGAGCUUUUUCUGUCCUACUAUCGAACCUUUUGUAUUUAAUACCCA